Molecule: messenger RNA, 2963 nt
Organism: Orbicella faveolata
Lineage: Eukaryota; Metazoa; Cnidaria; Anthozoa; Scleractinia; Merulinidae
Cellular component (GO): NURF complex; MLL1 complex
Source: RefSeq, a predicted model, not a curated record
AGCGACAGCCGGAAAUACGUUUGCGUUCGCAGGCUAUACUCUGUGCGACGUGAGGUCCAAUAAGUUUCUGAAGUUUUACCACAACUCAUAGGCCCUCGACAGAAACGCUAUAUUGUCUAUAUUUAAAUUGAGAGCGAAUAAUAUAAUUGUGAAACAGUAUGGUUUGCCCUUACUUACCGAAGUGAAAGCUGUAACAGCAAGCAAACCGAAGCCGCGCCACGCGGAGGACACAACUGCAACGCUACACAACGCUCCAUCUGUAGUCGCCCGAGAAACUCUGAGCAAUCUGGUAUCGAAUUGAUCUGCAAAAUGGCGGUGGGAACAAAUUGUUUGUAAAGCGUGUUUGAAUACUCUUCACCGGAGAGCCCGUUUAUGAAAGAUUUCAGUGAUUUCUUAGGGCAUUCAAAGGAUUGAAAGUUGAAAAUCUCGUGGCUUAAACAUUUGUUGACUUUCAAUUUGUGAUGAACUGAUCUGGAGAUCUUGAAGAUGAGUUCGUCCGCAGCAAAGGUAGCGGAGAUUUUCACUGCUGCAGGAGAAGCUUUUUCUCAUUUAGGAGAGCUAACAAUGCAGCUUCAUCCAUUAAAUAAUGAGACUGGUAUACUGUCUCCAUCAGCAACAACAAUGAGCAACAGUGGAAAGUGGGGAGAUGAGGAAAUUGAAAUGUUAAGGGGUGCAGUGAAGAGAUUUGGAGAUGAUUUAAAGAAAAUCAGCGGACAAAUCAAGACAAAAUCUGUAGCACAAAUAAAAUCUGCAUUGAAGAAAAGGAUCCAUGAACAAGAAAACUCUUCACAAAGUGCACAGAAAACAAAGAGUAAAAUAUCACAGCAAAUAAUCUCCUCUAGUGAGCCACCAAACAAGAAAAGAAAAUCAGAAGUUUCGUCAAGCUCUCAAGCUGAUCCAUUGUCCACAUUUUCAUCACCAAUUCCAAGCACAACUGUCCCUGUAGCAGAUUUGCUUCCUGGAGGAUCACCAUUAAAGACAAAUGGAGCAGACAAUGACGUGGAUAUUGUUGGAAUUUUUGGUAGCAGUGAUCAGGAUGCUGUUUUCCCUGAAAUGCCUGGAGCAUUGGGACCACUUGAAACCCAGAUUGCAGAUGAAAUUCUGUCCACAAUGUGAAGUGAACUCUUUCAUUAUUCUUGACAGUGGCGACAAGUUCAACCAAGGCUGAAGUGCAAUGAUUUAUUUUUUCGAGCUGCAAUUGCAUUCCAGAGACUUAGUUACAGCCUGAAACACAGUAUUCAUUGAUCAGUGGUGAUGUGAUAACAUGUGAGGAGGGGGGAGGGGAGGAAUGACAUGCGACUUGAAAAAGAUAUUUUAUCUGUUUAGAACUUACAUCCCUAUUACGGCCUCUUCCUGGGUGCCUCUCUGAAUAUGCCACUUACAAAAACUUGUAUUCUCCAUGAUAAAACAGUUCUCCAUUGGCUCUCAGGCUGAGGUACUACACUGUGCCAUAAAUUAUAAUCAUGUCAUGAAUUUUAAUAGCAACCCCUCUUAGUUACUAGAACCUUUUCUGGUGGGUCAGAACCUCAAACAUCUUUUCACCUCCAAGCCAAAGUCAUUCAUGUUUGACAUUUUUGCAGAUCUACAACCUGAAAGUUACCAGGAUAACUGUAACAGUGGCCAUUUUAUACGUAAAGACAAAUGGUAAUAACAAUCAGGGCUAGUUCCAAAAAAGAAAGACUGAUACAACAAAGACCUUCCAGUUCUGCCAAGCUAUACUUGAACAAAGUAACUGUUAGUAAUACAUGCAGUAAUGGUUACUCUGUGUCAUUGAAAAUGAAGCAUUUGUCUGAGAUGCUUACUGUGAGUACUUGACAUUAAUAAAAAAUAAUAUGAGCAUUGACAGUGCAGUGUCUCCUAGACUAGCUGCUGAUCAUUGGUAAACUCACAACCUGAUUUGCGAAACAGAUACCUGUCAUUGAUAGUUAAUACUAAGAAAAUUGAUUUAUGUGUUGAAUACUUCUAGCAUGAUAGGCACUUUAGGAGACACAAUAUUGAUCAGCAGAAGAACACACAUUUUGUACAACAUGGUUAGGAAUUAUUCAAAACCCUGUCAAUAUUGCAUUUUAUUCUUUAGCCUCACUUUUCAACAAAAUUCAAGGACUGUUGGAAAAAAGAAAUUCAAGGACUUUUCAAGGAGAAAACCUGAUUUUUUUCGUGGAUUUUGCAAUUUUUCAGGACUUUUCAAGAUCUGUGUGAACCAUUAUUUUGUGUUUAAUAGAACAGCCACUGGGUUAUGCUCGAAAAACAAAGUUUAAAAUUUUUAGACUGGUUGCUUUCAGUUUUCAUCAGCUUUGAUUUAGUAGCUAAUUGCAACCUUGACCAAAAGGUUCGCAGAUUUAAGGUGGCUCUGAACCCCAUGUGCAGAAUUUUUUACAACUUUACCAAAAGUUGCAUCUUAUCCGGCUUAUCAAAAUUUGAUAAUAAAAAAGGGAUUUCACCAUGCCAUUUUUGAAAUAUAUUAAGUACUUAAAGCUAAAAUUUAGGGUGUUUUUAGCAGGUCAUACUGAACUGCCACCAGUGACAGAUAAUGUCACAAAAAUGGCAAUGUGUUUAACAAUGACUGGGCAUUUUUUGAUACCAUGAUUGUAGCAUCAACUGAUAAAGAGUAAUAAUUAUAAUGGUCCAUGAAAAUCUACAUCUUGGAAAGUGUUGGAAACUGUUUUGAGCCACCCUAAUCAGUGGCAGACCCAGACCUUAAGCUAGGGGGGAGGUGUGCAUGCCCUGCCAGCUUUUCUUCCUUCUUCUUUCUUUUUUAUACUCAAAAUAAAGGGGACCCUGGUGCAGUUGUUGGCUAGCUUUGAAAUCAUGAAAAAGGACAGGUUGGUAGAACUUGCUUAUGCACUCAUCAAAAUCAAUGCCAGUCAAAAUGAAAUUGUUGUAAAGAGGAGCAAACUUUCAAAGAAUGACUUUGUUACAUGUACAACAUUUUUUUAAUUUGUGAAUAAAAUAGCUUCAUUGUA